This is a messenger RNA of Acanthosepion pharaonis, 933 nucleotides long. The record is from the annotation of a GenBank genome assembly. Lineage: Eukaryota; Metazoa; Mollusca; Cephalopoda; Sepiida; Sepiidae.
AUGUUCAUCCCCACAACCCCUGUUCAUAUCUAUCUAUCUAUCUAUCUAUCUAAGUCUAGUCAUAUCUAUCUAUCUAUCUAUCUAUCUAUCUAUCUAUCUAUCUAUCUAUCUAUCUAUUCAAGUCUGUUCUUAUAUAUCUAUCUGUCUGUUUUAUCUAUCUAUCUAUCUAUUCAAUCUGUUCUUAUCUAUCUAUCUAUCUAUCUAUCUAUCUGUCUGUCUGUCUGUCUAUCUAUUUAUCUAUCUAAUCAGAUCUGUUCUUAUCUAUUUAUCUAUCUAUGUGUCUAUCUCAUCAAAUCUUUUCUUACCAAUCUAUCUAUUCAGGUCUGUCCUUAUCUAUCUAUCUAUCUACCUCUCAUUCCGCGUUCGUAUGAAUUUCAUAAACAAAACCAAUACAUCAAUCAAGCUAUAAACAUAAAUGUCUAUCUAUCUAUCUAUGUCCGUUCAUAUCUCUCUGCCUAUCUAUCUAAGUAUAUUCUUAUCUAUCUUCCAUCUAUGUAUUUAACUAUGUUCUUAUCUAUCUAUCUAUCUAUCUAUCUAUCCAUCUAUGUCCGUUCAUAUCUAUCUAUUUAUUUAAGUAUGUUCUUAUCUGUCUAUCUUUCAUCUAUCCAUCUAUCUAUUUAUGUUAUCUAUCUAUCUAUCUAUCUAUCUAUCUAUCUAUCUAUCUAUGUCCGUUCAUUAUCUACCUAUCUAUUUAUCUCUCCGUCUAUCUAUCUGUUUAUCUAUCUAUCUAAUCUGGGCAUAUCUAUCGAUCUAUCUAUGUAUUUUCCUAUCCUUCUAUCUAUUCAAGUGUGUUCUUAUCUAUCUAUCUAUCUAUCUAUCUAUCUAUCUAUCUAUCUAUCUGUUCAAGUAUGUUCUUAUCUAUCUAUCUAUCUAUCUAUCUAUCUAUCAUUCUGUUAUGUCUUUGUUAUGUCGUUAUUUUAUUGGAUUGUAUGA